GCGAGCUUUUUUUUGUUGAGGAAUUCUUGCGUUGAGGUUUUGAAGGCCUGAUUUGAUCAGAUGCUGCCGAGCAAGCUCGAGAUCGGCAGCAUUGCGGCUGCGACAGCGGGUCUCAAGCGCCUCAGGGGAGAGCCAUGCGGGGCAACGAGCGAGUCGCCUCACAAGGUAGGGGAGGUGGGCAGCACGACCCGACCAGAAGGGCAGGCUUCAAGUUGCCGCAGCGCAAUGCCUCACUCCCACGUUGCCGGCCAUUUCUGCCGUUGUGUUGACCGUGGGUAUAUACCGUCUUGCGUGUGUUGCAGAGGCGUUGCUACAAUGUGCCGCUGAUGAAGCCGCCCCUGCCCGCCCCUCCGCCGCAGGGCGAAGUGCCAAUUGCACCAAACUCUGACAACGGGGCCUCGGUGUGUGAGCUGACGACAGUCAGUCAGCCGAUCGUGGCCGCGCGUGUGUAUGUGUGUGUGAUGGUCUUCCUUCGUGUGUGUGGGGCUGUUUGUUUGUUGUCAGGGUCGGCCGGUGCAGGCAGCGUGGAGCAGCGAGGAGGACGCCCACCUGUACCAUCUGGUCAUUACCUGUGGCUCCAACAGGUGGGCAGUGCAGUGCCGCACAGAGAGCAGGCAGCGGCGGCGGCUCGGCUGUGGUUCAUUCAGACAUCCGUGUGCUCUGGCUGGCCUCCCUCCCUCCCUCCCUCCCUCCCUCUGUGUGUUGUGCGUCCGUCAGGUGGCGCGACGUGGCCGCGGCCCUCAACCACAAGUGGCACAACAACAGGACACGUAAGCUCCUCUUGUGUGCUAUGGGCACCCGCCAUUCGGCAUUCCACAUCUGUGUCGGUUUGUUCAGCGAAGCACUGCCGUGAGCGUUGGGUGCUGCACGUCGACCCCACCAUCAAAAAGUUAGUCUCAGAGCCUUGUGUGCACCGACUGACUGGCACACAGGCAGGCAGACACAUGUGGUUGUGUGCUCUGUGCGCCUGCACUGCACUCAGGGGCGAGUGGACCGAGGAGGAAGACCACCUCAUCGUCGCCAAACAACGAGAAUGGGUUCGUCACAGCGAGCCACGACACUUUACUGGUUGUCUGUGUGCGACGGACGUUGCCUGGUUGUGUCGUCUGUGUGCUCACUCACAGGGCAACUGUUGGGCUGACAUCAGCCGUUGUCUGGAGGGCCGUGCGGUGCAGGACGUCAAGAACAGGUGGCACCAGCUGUGGCGGCUCGCGCAGCGACGCGACUUCCAGUCCAUUCAGUUCGACGCCACCGACCCCAAGGAGGACCAACACAUAAGGCGUACGCAAUGCUUCCCCUGUCUGUGUCUGUGCUGUUGGAUGGAUGCCCUUCUGUCUGCCUGGUGUGGUGUGUGUCUGCAGUAUCAGCCGUCAUCUAUAUGCUGCACCAUGGCCACAGCGCCCCCAAGACCACCACCACCACCACCAGCAAGACCAAAGGAACCGCCUCGCCACAAGAAGAAGGAGGAACACCCGGCCCGCUCCCUCCCCUCCCCACACCCCCUUCGAUGCCUCCCCUGCCCUCCCCCUCCCCCGAGCCCUCCCCCUCACUCUCCCCACCCACACACACACACGCCCACGCCACAAGGGGCGGCGGCAACGGCGUGAGCAGCGACUACCUUAACUACCUCUGGGUCAUAUCCCUCUUCGAGGCGCAGCUCAACGCCACUCUCGCCAAGGACAAGGACGGCACCAAGGAUAUUGCUAAUGCUCCUGCUGCUGCUGCUGCCGGCGGUGGGUCGGCAGAUGGAUCAGCUGGUCCGUUGGAGGGAUUGACGGCCAGCGAGCUGAUCGAGGCACAGACGAGGUUUGUGCAGGACUACGUGGGCAGGCAGCUCAGGGAGGGGGGAAGUGGUGGCAGCGGCGGCAGUGGCAGUGGCGGCAGUGGUGGAGGGGACAUGCCACUGCACCCAGGUAAAGUGAGUUGUUGGGUUAGGGUGACUGACGGACGAAUGAACAAUGGCUGUUCUGUCUGUCCGUCUGUCUGUCUGUGUCUGUGUCUGUGUCUGUUGUGUCAGCCUUGCGGGCUCUGUCGUCCUUCUCGUCGGCGGCAUCGGCUGGUGGUGGUGGAGGGGAAGCUUGCAACCACCUCCCCUUCCCGCCGUCACUCUUCCCAUCACCCGACCCACAACACCCACAGCACCCACACCAGCAACUGGAGCGGCGACUCGGUGUCUCACUCUCGUCGGCAGAAGGUGUCAAGGCGGAGAGGGGCGUGGCUACGGCGCCACUGGCCUUGUCGUGACUAAGGACCGGGGGUGUGUGCCCCAAAUGUAUUUAACGGCGGAUGCAUGUGUGCCUGUGUCUGUGUCUGUGUGCGUGUGUGCGCGAACCUCUGUCUCUGCUGCCUGUGAGAGGGUGUAUGUGUGUGUGUAUCGGUGCUGCACGCACGAUUCAUCCGAUUCUACUUACCGAGCGGCCUAUUAUGCCUGUGACCCCGUAGGUCAGAUCAAUCGACUUAUUUGGUUUGCGACUGAUUUGGCUUGUAGUGAGGUGACCGGCGGCCAAGUGAACAGAGCAGAGACAGAACAGGACAGGACAGGACACAGCACGACUAAAGUUUUUCCGCGGGCUAGGCUUGUUUCGGUAUCCUGAGUACGCGAUGGCCCUUGUUGUCUGCUGGCUGGCUGGCCGAUGAGUCAGUCGGUUAAGGUGUGCUCCUAGUGGUAUGUGAUCCGGAUGCCAUCACGGAAGUGGAUAACAACAAUUCAGUGCUGUAUACUUGUCUCUCCUGCACCUUUCUGCUCGUCUGUCUGUUCGUCUGGUGGGGGCGUGUGUUGAUGUCGCGUCGGGUGACGAUGGCAGACGUGUGUUACUCCCACAUGCGGCCGCCUCCGUCACCAGACGCGCCGGCACCGACACACGCCCCGCACCCGGCCAUUGAUGGACACACCGAUGGCUGGAUGUGUGCAUGUGUUUCUCUCUGUCUGUCUGGGUUUGUGCUGGCUGUGUAUGUGUAUGUCUGUUCAUCCAGACCGACCCAUUGAGGCCGGCAGAGAGAGCAAAGACGGUCAUGUGCAUAAAAUUAAGUGUCUUCCCC
Messenger RNA from Vitrella brassicaformis, 3039 nucleotides. NCBI's taxonomy places the organism in Eukaryota, Vitrellaceae. The record is from the annotation of a GenBank genome assembly.